ACGUGAUGCACACAAAAGAGAAAGAAACACAAAAACAACAAACAUCACAAAUCAACAUUAUUUUUUAGGGCGGGUCGUUCGCUUUAUUUAUUAAUUCUUCGCUUUAAUUUUGAUUUUAAUUAUUUUAUUUCAAAUUUAUUUAAUUUUCCCUAAUAAAAAUUAACGCGUUUGAUAAAACAAAAUACCAAGAAAAAUGAAAACUGUGGAAAGUGUUAUUCUAAGUGUAAUUAUAACUUUGUGUUUGGCACAAACAGCCUGGUGUAUUAAAUGCUGGGAUUGCCGUUCCGAUAACGAUCCCAAAUGUGGUGAUCCCUUCGACAAUAGUACUUUAGUCAUUACCGAUUGCAGUCUAGAACCUGAAUUGGAACAUUUGCCUGGUGUAAGACCAACCAUGUGUCGCAAAAUACGGCAAAAGGCUCAUGGCGAGUGGCGUUAUUUCCGCAGCUGUGCUUACAUGGGUGAACCCGGCAUUGAAGGUGAUGAACGUUUCUGUUUGAUGCGCACUGGUAGUUACAACAUUUUCAUGGAAUAUUGUACUUGCAAUAGUAAAGAUGGUUGCAACAGUGCUGGUCUACUAACAGGCAAUCAAUUAGCCAUUGGUUUUACUACUCUGAUAGUUACUGCGGUGGCUUGGUUUUUAAGACAAUAAGCAGCAAGUACAAUGUAAAAAAAAGGGAUUUUCUAGGUAGAAAUUCUUUUUUACUUUUAUUACAAAUAGAAAAUAAUUUAGUGCCUUUUUUCGAAUAUAAAUUAAGUAUAACAUUUUGUUCAAUGUUAACUAACAUUACAAACUUAAAUUUUAUGCCGUCCAUUAUUCUGUUAGUAACAUUCCAUAUUUAUAUAUAAAAAAUUUUAACAAGUAUUCUUUUUCUAUAUGCAUCGACUAUAUAUAUAUUUUUUAUAAUUUAUCGAAUCUCGAGAUUACAACUGUCUCAGUAAUAAAUUAUGUAUGUUUAUUUUUAAAUGAUUUUUAUUGUAAAAACUUACAUACUUUUUUAUGUAAACCAAAUAAA
Molecule: messenger RNA, 1013 nt
Organism: Lucilia sericata (common green bottle fly)
Lineage: Eukaryota; Metazoa; Arthropoda; Insecta; Diptera; Calliphoridae
Gene: crok
Exons: 2
Coding region: 194-649 (151 amino acids)
Biological process (GO): sleep; positive regulation of voltage-gated potassium channel activity; regulation of synaptic transmission, cholinergic
Source: RefSeq, a predicted model, not a curated record